Molecule: messenger RNA, 1620 nt
Organism: Penicillium psychrosexuale
Lineage: Eukaryota; Fungi; Ascomycota; Eurotiomycetes; Eurotiales; Aspergillaceae
Exons: 4
Coding region: 1-1620 (539 amino acids)
Biological process (GO): regulation of DNA-templated transcription
Molecular function (GO): DNA-binding transcription factor activity, RNA polymerase II-specific; zinc ion binding
Source: RefSeq, a predicted model, not a curated record
AUGUCAUCAUCAACAACGUCGCAGGGGAGAAUGGUCGGGCCCCUAGACAAGCGAAGGCGGGUGACGCGCUGCCUCGGCUGCGCUAAACGACGAAUCAAGUGUGAAGGGGGAAUUCCAUGUGCUCUCUGUAUUCGACAAAACACCGUGUGCGUUGCCCAGCAGCAAUCAGGACAGGAUAUGACUAUGUUUGUCAACAAAACCCAACAAAAUGAUUUUGGAGGAGGGCACAGAAGUUCUGCCCAGAAGGGCAUGGCUGUUGCAAAUAGCAGCAGCUCCGGGGCUCGCCCACUUCAGUCUAUCGGGAGGGAUAAGGAUACCCGCCUGCUUGAUUAUUUUGCCGCUUUUAUUCAGCAGAACAUGUUCACGACGAGCUUCUCGUCGAUAGUUCCGGACCUGCUUCCUCUGAUUUCGACUUCCCCGGUCCUGUACGAUGCGGUGAUAGCGAUUGGUGCUUUGUAUGCCAAUCGAUGUACAGGUGGACACGCAUUACAGGGAGAAAAAUGCUCCUAUGUACAUGCCAUGACCUCUUAUCAUAAGUCAAUGGGUAUUUUGCGGACAAGUCUGGGAAACAGCAAUGUGAUGCAGAGAGAGGACAUUCUCUGGGCUACAUUUUUUCUAGGGCUGUUUGAGUUGCUCUCAGACGACUCAGGCGAAGGCUGGGUCAAGCAUAUGCUAUACGGAACAUCAAGAAUGCUCCAGCUUACGGGACCAGGCGACUGCAUGUCAUCACCCCGAAGGAUAUUCUACGACCUUUUUCGUGUUCUCGAAGCCAGUCGAGCAGUACUCUAUAAUGAAAAAACAAUUCUAUCUCAGCAAUGCUGGCUUCAACUCCAAACGGCCCUGUCGAGCAAUGCCACUCGAUGGGAGCCCAUGGAAGAAAUUAUAACCCUCAUGAUUGAGACAUCUGCCUUCAGCUUACGAGCCGGGUCUAUAAUUAGCAUCCUUCCUGAAGCAGAACGAUUCACGGAUCCAUCAGUUGCUCUCAUUGGGAUGGAAGGACUCAAUGUCCAACAGACUAUCUAUGACUGGCACGCGAAAACGUUGUUGCAGCUAGUCCAGGAUGGUCCUAAUGAAUAUUCAAACCUGGCGUUGCUGUAUUACCACGCUCUGCUCAUCUUUCUCUCUGGCAACUAUGAUCAUUUCCCAUACUGGGACAAUAUCCCAGCCCCGGUUUUGUUCGCUGCUGAAAUAACUGAACAUCUAUCUACGAUCCUGUAUUUAGCGAGCGAAGUGUUGCGCUACACCAAAAUUCCUGGAGUGAUGCUGUUUUUCCCAGUAACUGUUGCUGGGUCUCGAGCCCGAACGGUUGACCAAAAAUCUCAAAUACUGGGUCUGCUCAACCAGGUCUUCAGCAAAGGAUUCGUGGUCGCUAACAGGAUACGGGAUAAUUUGCUGAAACGGUGGGCCAAACGGGAUCAGGAAGAGAUAAUACAUCUGGUGACAAGAAAUCAAUCCCCACGGGAUUUCCCGAGCAAAAGGGAAGCCAUGCUCUUCGCACAUGCUAGUAUGUGCUUCAUAUCAUUUGACAUAGAAUUGCGCGGCCGUACACAAGUGCCGUACACAAGUGCCGUGAGAUCAGGUGAAUGUAGCGUGUCCACCUAUGCGCCAUCCACAGUAUAA